This is a messenger RNA of Danio rerio (zebrafish), 1171 nucleotides long. NCBI's taxonomy places the organism in Eukaryota, Metazoa, Chordata, Actinopteri, Cypriniformes, Danionidae. The record is from RefSeq and is a predicted model, not a curated record.
CUCCUAACAGGAGGAGACUUACUUAUGGCCUACGAGACAGAGGAUCAGGAGACUCAAUACUGCUUUCCUGACAUCAACUCAUCAUGUGUCAAAGGGAGACACUCCAGUCAUGGAUAUAUCAUCAUAUAUUUGUUUGUGUCAUUGCUGUCAGUAUGGACUGUGUUUCUGAAUCUGCUGGUGAUCAUCUCCAUCUCUCACUUCAAGAAGCUUCACACUCCAACCAACAUGAUUAUUCUCUCUCUGGCUGUAAAUGAUCUGAUAAUUGGACUGUUUGUGAUACCCAUACAGGCCAUCAAGCUGAUUGAGACGUGUUGGUACUUUGGAGACACUUUUUGUGGACUUUAUUUAUUUUUAAUUUUUGAGCUUCUCUCUGCAUCUCUUAGUAAUUUGGUUUUAAUUGCUGUUGAUCGUUAUGUGGCUGUGUGUCACCCUUUACUGUACCCACAAAAAAUAACCAUCACUAAGACAUUAAUGAGUAUCUGUCUGAGCUGGGUUUGCUACUCAGCUUAUAACACUGCCCUUAUAAUUAAUAAUAGAUAUUCUGAAACUUCACACAGAACAGAUGAGUGUUAUGGACGGUGUUUCAUCGUGAUGAGUUUUAGCUGGCUCGUCGCUGAUCUGGUUAUGUCUUUUAUUUUUCCCUGUCUCAUAAUGAUAACUUUAUAUCUGAUGAUUUUCUAUGUCGUUCAUCAGCAAGUGAAGGUUAUGAACUCUCUGAUGAAGGGUGGUAAAUGUGUAACGGAGGGUUCAGUGAAGAGGAAAUCUGAGAGUAAAGCUGCUCUGACUUUAGGAAUCAUUGUGACCAUUUAUUUGCUUUGCUAUAUCCCAUACUAUAUCUGUUCUCUAGUCGUAAACUCUUCCACAGCUAUUCAUGUUAUGUCAUGGACUGUGUAUGUUAACUCAGGGAUGAAUCCUCUGGUUUAUGCUUUAUUUUACCCCUGGUUUAAAAAGACAGCUAAAAUCAUAUUUACUCUGAAAAUAUUUCAGCCGGCAUCCUCUCUGAUCAAUAUUUUUACAGAACUUGACAUGUAAUUAAACUGGUCAUUGUUGCUGCUUGCUCAUUAUGGUAGAUUUUAUUAUUGAUGCUUUAAACACAAUUAAAUAAAACAAUGACAUGAACAUAAGAUCACUUUUCAGAAUAAUAAAACAAGAUUGGUAGUGAUAACAUUGA